CUCAGAGCCAUUCCAAGAUGGCGGAGAUCCCCUUGUAUUUUGUGGACUUGCAGGAUGACUUAGAUGAUUUUGGGUUUGAAGAUUAUGGACCAGAUUGUGAUAGCAUGAGGAUAACAGCAUUCUUGGACAUUCCAGGACAGGAUAAUCUGACUCCGCUAGCUCGACUGGAAAAGUAUGCUUUUAGUGAUAAUAUAUUUAACCGACAAAUUAUUGCGAGAGGACUUUUGGAUGUCUUCAGGGAUUUUAGUAAUAAUGAGGAAGAUUUCUUGACAGUAAUGGAAAUAGUGGUCAGGCUUUCAGAAGAUACAGAACCUACAGUACGGACAGAGCUGAUGGAACAAAUUCCUCCCAUUGCCAUGUUUUUGCAAGAAAGCAGACCAAGCUUCCCAAUGGCAUUCUCUGAAUAUCUUAUGCCCAUUGUUGUGAGAUAUCUCACAGACCCAAAUAACCAGGUUAGAAAAGCAAGUCAGGAAGUCCUGUUAAUUCUACUGGAGCAGGAUCUAAUUUUUCAGAAUGAUAUUGAAAAUAAGGUUUGUCCAAUACUCCUGGACCUAUCUGCUCCAGAUAGUGAUGAUGAAUAUAAAGCAGAAGCUGUGAAUAUAAUCUGUAAAAUGGCUUCAAUGUUGAGCAAAGCUACAGUUGAACGCUUGCUGCUGCCACGAUUUUGUGAAUUGUGCGGUGAUGGGAAGCUGUUUCAAGUUCGGAAGGUUUGUGCUGCAAAUUUUGGUGAGAUUUGUAAUGCAGUCGGACAAGAAGCUACUGAGAAAUUUUUGAUCCCUAAGUUUUUUGAACUCUGCUCUGAUAGUGUCUGGGGAAUGCGAAAAGCUUGUGCUGAAUGCUUUAUGGCCGUGUCAUAUACAACUUCUCCAGAGAUUCGAAGGAUCAAACUAUCACCUCUCUUUAUCAGUCUUAUCAGUGAUCCGUGUAGAUGGGUGCGUCAGGCUGCUUUUCAGUCCCUCGGCCCGUUUAUUUCUACCUUUGCAAACCCAUCCAGUGCUGGCCUUUAUAUCCGAGAGGAUGGAACUCUGAGCAUCCGACCUCUAGCACAAGAUAUAACUUCCAGUUCUAACUUCACAGGCAGUUCUACUGAUGCUUCAUCCUCCUGUUCCGUAACAGCCGAGAAAAUCAAGCCAGAUACUUUGACCGAGAGGAUAUCAACAGAAGCCGUUUGUUUUUUACAUGAUGAAAGCUUAUGUACUGAAAAAGAGGAAAAGACUGUGGUCUAUCCUGUUGCUCCUGAAGGCGAGCUAACUGGAGAUUCCCAGAGUGACAGUACUCAUGUGUUGGAGACUGUUAAUGAUUCGCAAAGAAACCAUUGCCAGGAACUGAACUCCAGAGUCCAUUUUGGAAAUUCUGAAGAUAUAUUCAAUAAUUUCCUUUACUGGCGCACUCCUCUCCCUGAUAUAAGUCAGGAUUUGGAAUUGCUUCAGCCCAAGAAAGAGCAGAUGGAGGAUGGAUGUUCUAAAAUCAGUUCUGUGUAUAGUAACUGUGCGGCCAGUAACAAAAUUAAAAAAGUCCUGGAGAGCUUGCAGGAGCAUAUGAUGGAUGAUCCAGAUGUUCAAGCUCAGGUUCAGGUAUUAUCCGCUGCACUUAGAGCUGCUCAUCUCGACUCCAUGAGUGAUUCAGAGGACAAAGCUUCAAAAGAACAAAAUGAACUUUGCAGUUCAGAUUCUAGCCCUGCCACAGAAAAUCAGAAUAUUUUGGCCUCUGUGUCAACUCAGGAAGAAAAGGCUGAAUCAUCUGAGAUUAAGGGAUUGCAAAUCCAAGACCCAGAACAUCUUAAUGGAACCAGUGAACUUUUGCAAAAUGAGCAGAAUCCUGAUUCUUCCUCAUUUGGAGAUAAAUCUAAAUUGCAGGAUAUUAUACCUCAACCAUUAUUAGAUCAGUACUUGUCAAUGACUGACCCAGCUCGAGCUCAGACUGUCGACACCGAUAUAACCAAACAUUGUGCUUAUAGUCUCCCGGGGGUGGCUCUAACGUUGGGCAGGAAGAAUUGGCAUUGUUUGAAAGAUACAUAUGAAACACUGGCAUCAGAUGUACAGUGGAAGGUACGUCGUACAUUAGCAUUCUCAAUUCAUGAAUUGGCUGUCAUUCUCGGAGAUCAGUUAACAGCAGCUGAUUUGGUGCCUAUCUUCAAUGGGUUCCUGAAAGAUCUGGAUGAAGUACGAAUUGGAGUUCUUAAGCACCUUUAUGAUUUCCUAAAGUUGCUUCAUGCAGACAAAAGGAGAGAAUACCUUUACCAGCUUCAGGAAUUUGUGGUCACCGAUAACAGUAGGAAUUGGAGGUUUCGAUAUGAACUAGCAGAACAGCUUAUCCUAAUUUUGGAACUCUAUAACCCCAAUGAUGUUUAUGACUACUUAAUGCAUAUUGCACUAAAACUCUGUGCAGAUAAAGUUUCUGAAGUUCGGUGGAUCUCUUUCAAACUAGUUGUGGCAAUUCUUCAGAAAUUCUAUUCCAACAAUGCAAGUACACUGGGGUUAAAUUUCAUAAAUGAACUCAUCAUACGGUUCCGACAUUGUUCUAAGUGGGUUGGAAGACAAGCCUUUGCCUUUAUUUGUCAGGCGAUCGUGAGGGAAGAGUGUAUUCCUGUGGAUCAGUUUGUCGAGCACCUGCUUCCGAGCCUUUUAAGUCUUGCUUCUGAUCCUGUGCCAAAUGUAAGGGUUUUGUUAGCCAAGGCGCUAAGGCAAACACUAUUGGAAAAAGCUUAUUUUAGAAGUGCUGGUAACCCUCAUCUUGAAGUUGUUGAAGAAACUGUGUCAGCUUUGCAGUCAGACAGAGACCAAGAUGUUUCCUUUUUUGCCACCCUAGAACCAAAUCAGAAUAUUAUAAACACUACUGCUCUGGAAAAGCAAAGUGAAUGAUUCUGUUACAAAUCCAAGUAUGGAUGAUUGCACAUUUUGCAUAUGUGGUCUGUGGUAACACAAAGAAGUCAAACUGUUUCAUAUCUGCUUAGAGAGGAAACAUUUAUUAAAUUUCAUAAUGGUCGCUAAAUCACUCUACCAGCAACUGUAAUACAUUUCAUAUUGGAUGAUUACAUAUUGUGAUUUUGCCAAACCAGAAAGGCUUUUGCUUUCCCUGUAAAACUUACUUUUAAUUAUUUUCUUUGGAAAUUAUCUAGAAUUGUGUAGAUCCUUUUGGUUAAAGGACUAUGCAAUGUCUCCCUAUUAUCAGAAUGGCUCACAGUAAUGUAUGUUUUUUAUAGCAUAUUAUUUUAAAAUAUGUUUAGUAUAAUAAAUUUACUGUAAGCAUGGAAUGGUUUAUAAACCUGGAAGCCUGAAGCUAGCAAGCUGUAACGUUUGGAUGCACUUAUGCCCUCUCUCAGAAUAGUGUAUAGUAUUGGCAGUUUAUUUUUUACUUAAAUAUUGCUGUACAUAUGUGAAUAAUUAUUGAAAAAAGAAAAUAUAUUAAUCCCACAUAAAUCAUAUAUCCAUAAACAGAAAAUACUUCAUAUAUAGUUUAUACUGUAUUUCAAGUUGAUACAACUAAAAUCCCAUAUUAUUUUGUUUUUUUAAUACAUUUAAAAUUGUACUGAAGGAAGAUUUAUAACUUUUGAUAUUAUGGUAGUUUUUAUUCUUAUAAUGUGUUAUUGGAACUUUUUUUUUCCUUAAGCACUUCGACCUCUCCUGUUCUUGCUGCUGGAACUGUAUGAGUAAAUGUAUAUGUUGAUAUUAGUGGAAGUUACAACUGACAAAUGAUUCAUUUUAUCUAGCAAAGUUAUUCGAAAUAAAUGAAUUCAAAAUAGGAAUUUUAAUAUCUGGGCAUUAACUUUUAGCUAAUGUUCUAUAAACUUCACAAAAAUUAGCAUCUACAGAUAACAUGUACCUAUUUCACAUACAGUAAUCAUUUUGGCAGGGGAGGGGAUGAAAGUGAAAAUAUUGUUUCUAAUUUAACCACAUCCAGCCCAAGACCCAAGCACUUGUAAUUUUGGCAUUAGAGGAAACUAUUGAAUUUGGACCGUUUUUGUUGUUGUUGUUGUCAAAAUGUCUUCCACAAUAUUUUAAAAUGUAGUUUUCUAGGUUCUAUGUUGUCCUGUUUACUAUUAAAAAUAGAUUUUUGUAUAUGUCCAUUCAGAUUUACUGUUUUUUUCUUAUUUUCUUGGAGGAAUCACUUAAGUUUUCAUUUUUUAAUCUAAGAAAGAACUUAAAAGAAAAAACUUCUAAAACUCUUCUUUCUGUCUACUUGAAGGUUACAAAAUCACUUUCUUGUUUCAUAUUCAUUAAAGUCUAAACAUAAGAGUUAACAUAAUUAUCCAAUUUUGCUUGUGGCUGCAGGUUUGCAGAGACAUUUGUUCGAGUCAAGAGAAAACUAAUAUUUGAAAGUUCAUGUUCAGUUUUUAGUUUAAAGGCAUUAUUUUACCACAACAUUUAAGCAGUUUUGACUUUUCCAACUAGAAAUUGGGAUUGUCAACUGGUUUUGGUGGCCUAGCAAUAAGAAUUUACUUAACUGGAAUCCUGUGUUUUGUACAGGACUUAAUUUUAUAUUCAGAUUUACCAAAAUUAUGUUAGUUUUAUUUUGUGAGGUGUAGGAUUUGCAUGCAAGAUAAUUUUUUAGAAAUUUUAGGAAGAAAGUGUUAAGAUUUUAAAAUGAUUCAAGCUCUCAAAAUCCACACAAUAUUCCUUUAAAUUUUUCUGUGAUUUAGUACAAAUGCCUCCCUAAUUCAGUCAUCUUUUUAUGACUGCAGCUUAUCUGUAAAAUGUUUUAGCAGUCUUAGUAUUUUAUCUAAUGUUGAACUUUUGCAAGUAUUUUUUAAUAGCAUAAAUUUUCUAAAUUUCUUUUUCCUUCUUGUCCUCCCCCCCCACUUUUUUGAUCUACCAUAAAUUUCUAAAGCACUGACCUUACUUUUUAAAAGUAUGCGGAGAUAUGUUUUUAGUUAAACUUUUUACUUUUAUCAUUAUGCUCAAGUUCAAAUUUCCACUCGUCUGUCAGUUCCAAUAAUCCAUUGAAAAAGCAGAAGGCAUAUUUUUUGUGGGAUAUUUUAUUUAAUAUUCUGUUAGGCAAAUGAACCAUUUUUUUAAUUUUCCAGAGUGUAAAUAAUCUCUGUUGAUUUAAGGACCUUUCUAGCUCUGAAAAUUCAUAACCAUUUUAAAACAAGUUCUUUAUAAUUGAACUUUAUAAACACUUAGUUGAUAUUUGCAAACAGUACAAAUAAAGACAGUGUGUAGCUGUAACAUUGAAGAUCUGACGGCUCAUAUUUCCAAGAUGUCCAUUUUUCAAUGGAUGUGAUUUUUAAAAUAAAAAAUUUCUGUCAGCCUCUCACUGUAGAUUCCUGCAGUGAUUUUAAACUGUGUUCACAUUUCAUUUCUCAAAAAAAUGGUUAUAUUGUAUAAAAGUACAUGUGGAACCAAUGUGUAAUUUCAUAAAAGCAAGUUUAACUUAUACUGGUUUUAAGGGACAAGAAUUUAAUGUAAUGCUUAGAUUCUGUGAGAAAUCAUUAGAUGCUUAAAAUUAAAAGUAUACUGGUCAUUUUGCUAGCCCAUUUACUGAUGUAUAAUACACAUCGCAUUUUACACUAUUCUCCCCCCUAAUGACAAGCAUCAGAAAACAGGUUUUAGAGUCCGAAUAGUGAGGGCACUCUGGAAGUGCCCUGAUGGACGAAAGAUAGAAUCUAUGUAACGUUCUAUUUGUGUUUAUCUUAAUAAAACUCAUGAUUGUCUAAUGAAAA
This is a messenger RNA of Ornithorhynchus anatinus (platypus), 5662 nucleotides long. RefSeq names its product ankyrin repeat domain 60 (gene ANKRD60). The transcript is spliced from 20 exons. Bases 18 to 2861 code for a protein of 947 amino acids. The record is from RefSeq and is a predicted model, not a curated record. Gene Ontology annotation, molecular function: protein phosphatase regulator activity; protein binding. Gene Ontology annotation, biological process: protein dephosphorylation. NCBI's taxonomy places the organism in Eukaryota, Metazoa, Chordata, Mammalia, Monotremata, Ornithorhynchidae.